AUGACUUGGAGAAGGCUGAUUGCAGCGGGAACGGUCAGGGAGCGGAAACCGAAACUGGAAGAAAUAUUUCGGGGAGCGGACCAAUUCGGAGUGGCGGUAGCUGGAGGAGUUGAACAAGUUGCGANAAGGCUCAUCAACGAUCCCAACACCGUCCCACCGGAGUUCUGGACUCUUUGGAAACAAUCCAGUCUAAUCGCCCUCGGUGAAAAGUGCCGUCCAGUGUGCAUUGGAAUGACUUGGAGAAGGCUGAUUGCAGCGGGAACGGUCAGGGAGUGGAAACCGAAACUGGAAGAAAUAUUUCGGGAAGCGGACCAAUUCGGAGUGGCGGUAGCUGGAGGAGUUGAACAAGUUGCGAUGGACGCACAACUGGUUCAUCAGACAGGUCAUUGGGUAGUCCAGACGGAUUGCUCAGAUGCCUUCAACACGGGCAAGCGCACCGUCAUAAUGGCCCAGGCCGCAAAGAGCGUCCCAGAUGUCUUGGGGUACAUCGCCAGGUGUUACGACGAAAUCCCGGCAAAGGCGAUAUACACGAUGGACUCCGGAGAGCGUCGGACGAUCGAGUGCAAGAGCGGUGUGCAGCAAGGAGAUGGAAUGGGACCGCCCCUGUUCUGCUUCAUCCUAGUCCCGAUCGUCUUGAAGCUUAGAGCCAUGUACGACCACCUCGGGGUAUGCUUGAAAGCUUACAUGGACGACAUCAGCCUGCACUUCAACAAUAUCACAGCGGAAAAUAUUCAGCUGAUACCGGACCUCGUCGACGAACUAGAAGCAGUGGGCAUCAUCGUCAACAGGGGGAAGAGCUCAGCGCUUCCCCCACCAGGGCACGACGUGACGCCAGCAGAAAGGAGGCUACUUGGCGAUGCAGGCCUACCGAUUGCGGAGGAGGGCAUCACAGUUGUGGGAGUCCCCAUUGGGACGGAUGCCUACGUCGAGGAUAAGCUGCAAGCCGCACCGAGGAGGAGGAAGGAAGCGCCCCGAGAUGGAGGCCAGAAACCGAGUUCGAUCCACAAGGGGAAGAGCUCAGCGCUUCCCCCACCAGGGCACGACGUGACGCCAGCAGAAAGGAGGCUACUUGGCGAUGCAGGCCUACCGAUUGCGGAGGAGGGCAUCACAGUUGUGGGAGUCCCCAUUGGGACGGAUGCCUACGUCGAGGAUAUCGCAAUGAAAGUGAUAACUGAAGGGGGUGCAGACAAGCUUGCUCGCAUGCUGGUGCGCAUGCCAGACAAACAGGUGGCUCACCUCGUCACAUCACAAUCGCUGACACAGCGAUCCGGAUAUAUCGAGAGAGGCAUCAAUCAUAAGCUAGUGAAAGGGGCUUGUAAACGCCUGGACAAUAUGGUGAUGUGGGUCCUAGAGGCAACGAUGGGGCUCAGAGACACCGAAGUCGAAGAAGAGUUCUUCCAAGACGACUGCCAGCCUGACCGCUUCAAGUUAAAGCCCUAUGGAGCACUGCGGCAAGAGGGAACGGCGACGAUACGCCUGCAUCUCGUAAGGCUGUGCUAA
Ectocarpus sp. CCAP 1310/34 is the source of this 1500-nucleotide messenger RNA. The record is from the annotation of a GenBank genome assembly. NCBI's taxonomy places the organism in Eukaryota, Phaeophyceae, Ectocarpales, Ectocarpaceae.